Thunnus maccoyii (southern bluefin tuna) is the source of this 2800-nucleotide messenger RNA. It is a transcript of the gene sdf4, whose product is annotated as stromal cell derived factor 4. The transcript is spliced from 7 exons. Gene Ontology annotation, cellular component: endoplasmic reticulum. Gene Ontology annotation, molecular function: calcium ion binding. Gene Ontology annotation, biological process: calcium-ion regulated exocytosis. The record is from RefSeq and is a predicted model, not a curated record. NCBI's taxonomy places the organism in Eukaryota, Metazoa, Chordata, Actinopteri, Scombriformes, Scombridae. Bases 321 to 1394 code for a protein of 357 amino acids.
UUCGGUUAGCUUUACAUAUUUACCAGAGCAAGGUUAGCAACUAGCUACCGGUUCAACUGACAGCUUGAGUGAAUUAACAGAAACUGGAAUAUCGGCUCGGACUUUAACGACCUGUGACUCUGUAGUGUUGUCUUGUGUUGAGCCGUCCCACAUUCUGGGGGUGGGGGCGUUGUGGUGGAGCCACGUGUACAGGAACUGAAGUCUGACAGCUCGCAGGUCUGUUUGACUCUCCCAGCUAACACUUAGCGUCUGCUAGCUGCUGCUCGCAUCUCUCAUUUCACAGCUGUUUCCUCUGUUGUGAUCGAGCUCGACAGGCAGUCAUGGCUGUUUGGAGAAGACUUUGGUGCAGAAACCUCUUGGCUGUUUCUCUGCUUUUUUACAUCCUGCUCCACACCUUGGAUGUUCAUGCACGACCAGCCAACAUGUCAGCCUCUAAAGACAAGAGUCCAGCCAGCAAGGACGAUAACGAGAUUCUUCCCCAAGACCACAUGAAUGGGGUGAAGAUGGAGAUGGACGGCCACCUCAACAAGGACUUCCACCAGGAGGUUUUCCUGGGUAAAGACAUGGAGGAGUUCGAAGAGGACUCGGAGCCAAGGAGGAACAGGAAGAAGCUUAUUGAAAUCUUCACCAAAGUUGACUUCAACAAGGACAGGAGUGUGAGCGCCAAGGAGAUGCAGCGCUGGAUUAUGGAGAAGACGGAGGAGCACUUUCAGGAGGCCAUGGUGGAAAACAAGAACAGUUUCCGAUCUGUUGAUCCAGAUGGUGACGGACACGUGACAUGGGAUGAAUACAGAAUCAAAUUUCUUGCCAGCAAAGGUUUCAACGAGAAAGAAGUUGCUGAGAAAAUAAAGAAUAAUGAAGAUCUGAAGCUGGACGAGGAAACUCAGGAGGUUCUGGAAAGUCUGAAGGACCGCUGGUUUCAGGCUGACAACCCUCCAGCUGACCAGCUGCUGAAUGAGCAGGAGUUCCUGUCUUUCCUCCACCCUGAGCACAGCCGAGGCAUGCUCAAAUACAUGGUCAAGGAGAUUGUGCGCGACCUAGACCAGGAUGGUGAUAAGAAGCUGACACUGUCAGAGUUCAUCUCUCUACCUGUGGGCACCGUGGAGAACCAGCAGGCUCAGGACAUCGAUGACGACUGGGUCCGAGAGAGGAAGAAGGAGUUUGAGGACGUGAUUGAUUCAGAUCGUGAUGGCAUCGUAACCAUGGAGGAAUUGGAGGAGUACAUGGACCCGAUGAACGAGCACAAUGCUUUGAACGAAGCCAAGCAGAUGAUCGCCGUCGCAGACGAGAACCAGAAUCAUAAUUUGGAACUGGACGAGAUUCUCAAGUACAGUGAAUACUUCACAGGCAGCAAGCUCAUGGAUUACGCCAGAAAUGUUCACGAGGAGUUCUGAAGAAAAAAAAAAAUCAUCCUUUCUCUCUCUCUCUCUCUGUCUGAGACAUCCUACAUCUGCUUCAGGGACAAGCCUGUCUUACUGACGAGAGAGGGCGACUUAAAGAUAUGAUAGGAUGUUUUAGUGUGCAAUUCUGUGUUUAAAAGUCUAGUCUCAGCGGCCUCUUUCACUGCUGACUCCACUUAAUACACCCCUCCUUCAGCCCUGGAUUGUCCACUAUCAAAGACUGUUUUUAAUGGAUAUCGAGUGUUGGGCUUUUCCGUGAAUUUGAGACAAUGCAUCGACUCCAAAUUGAUUUGUGUUCUAUUGUGAAAUGUGUGUAUAUGAGGAAUUUUAACCCUGACUGGAUUUUCUGUUUCUGGUGCAGUGGUGAGGGAGACGGCGCAGCUAGGAGAGAUAUUUGGUCUGAGCUGGUGUGUCUGUACACAGUGUAAAUAUUCAUCGUUACAUACCAACAUCUCUAUCAGAGAGAAAAGCCGAAAAAAUAAAUAUAAUGCUGCUGAAAGGAACAACAGAUAUAUCAAUAUUAUCAUGAGUCUGGUAACACCUUCCCAAAAAAAUCUAAAGGUGAUUUUUAUCAUUAGUGGUGUACAAGUCCACUAGUUUCCAUGAUGAUAUUAUCCGUCCUACUACUUAUAAACAGGGUAUUUAUGGUCUGUGUUUAAAAAAAGAAACAACUUUUAAAAAUUGCUACAGUAACAUUAUCUUCACAGACUUUCAUUAACAAGCUUUUGAGAGUUCUAAUCACUGAAAAUGUAGGAAAAACAGAUUAAAAUAUGACAACAAAGUGCCUUUUUCACAGCAGAUGUUUUGACUCAUUGAAGGAAAAGAACAGGUGUCACUGAUAACGUUAACGACAGCCUGAUUAACAUAAUUAGUUUAACCUGCGUCUGACAGGUCAAAAUGUCCCCUGUGAUAAAGGCCUAUUGUUUUGUUCUUCACUACGAUUUAAUCGUCACGCUCGUGUGAAAAUGUGGAUAAAGAUUUAUUUAUUUGAUCAGUAUGAUUUGGAUCGGCUGCAUCUUUGAACUUCACACAGGUGUGUACGUAUGAAUGCUUUAUGGCAGCACAGGCUGGUUUCAUGGUGUCCUUUUCUUUCUCAAAGGAUCGAUAGUUUACUCUUCAUCAUAUUUACUCGUUAAUGUUUGAAUGCUCUUGGUUAAUCCAUACAGUUUCACCUGUACGUGGUUUUUAAAUGCAUGGACAAACAAUGAAAUUAAACACAUCAGUUUAGUUGAGAUUUACCCUGUGGAGUGUUUGGAUUUACAGUCUUCUGUCCCUGGUACUAUUUGGAUUGUAAAAUAAGAUUUAUGAUGACAGAAUGUGAAACAGCUUUAUAAAAGUGUAUUGCAAAUAUACUGGUAAACAAUAAAUAUUUCUUAUCAAUUAAAAACCACUUGGAUUUC